AUGCGUUCAUUCGUUGCAUACACUCUUUUGGCUUCAGCCACCCUCGCUGUUGCUGUUGACCCUCGUUUCGAGUAUCCAGACACUGUGCCUCUUGUCAAGCGUCAACAGCCCGGCACUCCUCAGUAUGCGUGCCACGAGGACUGCGGCCUUCUUAUCACUCUGGCCCGUGAAAACAAAGACUUUUGCGACAGCCAAGAGUGGAAUGAUCACUAUGAUCAAUGUAUGGAAUGCGCAGAGACCUACGGUAUCUGGAAGUACUACGGUAGUGGUGUGAGCAAGGUCGCUGGGCAGUGUGACCUCUCUCCUACUCCCAGUCCCUCUGGUGCUGCCACCAAGGAGACUGCCACCUCUAGCAGCGAUGGGUCGGGAACAACGGCUCCUGGAAAGAUCACAACGGAAGCACCGACUGAAGUUCCCUCGACUACUAUCGCAAUUGAGUCUACCGUUAUCGCGACACCUUCAGCCAUGACGACAACAGAUGUUUCCUCUGGCAAUACGGCAACCUCGACUCCAGAGCCUUCUAGUGUUGCUGUCAAUGGCGCUGCUAAGCAUUUCGAGUUCACCACCGCUAUUGUCUUUGCAGCGUUCGCUAUAUUUAAUCUCUACUAAAAAGGAUACGGAGGAAUUUGAUUGAUUGAUUGAUUUACAGUAAUGUAGAUAAUAUAUUUG
Molecule: messenger RNA, 669 nt
Organism: Fusarium graminearum PH-1
Lineage: Eukaryota; Fungi; Ascomycota; Sordariomycetes; Hypocreales; Nectriaceae
Exons: 2
Coding region: 1-609 (202 amino acids)
Source: RefSeq, a predicted model, not a curated record